AUGGAGAGCCAAGCAGCAACGUUGAGUCCAGAAAAUCUGGCGUCAUUGUAUUAUACUUUGGCUGAAAAUGAACUUAGCCCAGUGGAGUCCUUGGAGAUUCUCCGGAAUGUUUGGCGGGUCUCUGAUCCACAAUAUCCCAAGUUGAACAAGACCUUGUUGGAACAAGUAGCCAGUCUAUUGAAUUACAGGUAUGCAGAGCAGCGGGCACAAUUUCUAGACCUUUUUGGUUAUUUUAGAUAUUUGGCGGAAUAUUUGUGCUGGGAUUUCCCCAUCACAACAGAGAUCUUGCAGCACAGUUUGAAAGAUUUGACGCCUCCGAAGGAGCAGAACUUCACGAUUUUAUGGGGUUUGGAUCUUGCUCAUGUCCUCGCAGGCCUGGUUGGCUUGGGAAAAGGCGGUACCCGAAGGGGCCAGAUGCAACUCAUCGCGUUGCGGAAUUUGGUCUUCGAAACCAUGGAUUCCCACCAAGUUUCCCCCGACUUCAGCAAGAACUUGACCGUGUGCUGCAUCCUCAUGACACUGCUGGCCCUGGUCAUCGUGCCCAUUCUGCUGCUGUGUAUGUUUGGAUGGAGUCUUUUGACUUUAGACUGGCGGUUCGUCAAGCUCCGCAAGAGAGUCCGUUCUCAUGUCCCUCAGAUCUCGCUUCGCAGGUGGCACUGGGUCCUCAUCGUUGGUCUUGGUGUAGGUUUCGUUUGGAUCGGGCUCAUCGCUGUGGAACCUUACCGAGGAGACUUAAAGGAUCACGCCUCUCGCGUGCUGAGGCUCUACCUGACUCUGGCCAUAGCCAGGUUGGCUCCCAUCUUGACCCGCAUCGCUUCCUACUGGGAGGCAUAUCGGACAGUCAUUGAGUUUCUGAAGGGCAGGCGUCCCUACAAAGUAGUCAUGCUUUAUAUCCUUUGGUUCCUCGUCGCCGCCUUUGUGGUCCAGCCCCGGACCACUUGGGACGCUAAGGUGAACUUUUGGGCUCGGACGAUGAAAGCUCGCAUCCCCAUCUUGGAAGCGCAAGUGCACUUGGAACUUUGGAAAUUGGGACGUUUGCCCGGUCCAGUCUUGGCACCUACCUGGGAGGAAUUGGCUGAGAAGUUGCAAGGUGAAGUGAAGGUUGGAAAGGUCGAUUGUACCGAGUCCGCCUUCCUUGGCAACCUCUUUGGCAUUCGUGGCUUUCCCACCCUGAAGAUCAUUUCGGAGGGAAAAAUGUAUACGUUCGCCGGGCGCAGAAGCCUGGAUUCCCUGCAAGAAUGGGCUCAAGGAGGCUAUAAAGAGCAGGAGGCGGCGGACUAUCCCUUCGACAAGCCUUCCAACAAGUGGAUAGCUAUACUGAACACUUCCAUGACAAACUACGGGAUCUACGGCAUUGGAGUGACGCUGAUUUGCCUUGGCAUUUUGUUCUGCUACCUGGAUCAAUCAGGCUCUGAGGACGCAAAGAGUCGGAAAGAGAUGGAGGAGAGACUGAAGAAGCUGCAGGAGGCCGGCACCGAGAAGAAGGCAGAGAAAGAAGAGUCAAAGAAGGAUUCCUGA
Messenger RNA from Cladocopium goreaui, 1518 nucleotides. Lineage: Eukaryota; Dinophyceae; Suessiales; Symbiodiniaceae. The record is from the annotation of a GenBank genome assembly.